Leucoraja erinaceus (little skate) is the source of this 2333-nucleotide messenger RNA. It is a transcript of the gene dctn5, whose product is annotated as dynactin 5. Lineage: Eukaryota; Metazoa; Chordata; Chondrichthyes; Rajiformes; Rajidae. Bases 77 to 625 code for a protein of 182 amino acids. The record is from RefSeq and is a predicted model, not a curated record. The transcript has 7 exons.
GUGUGGGUUUUCCUUGCCCCGGAAGUGCUGGCUGCUUCCGGCGAGAGGGAGGGAGGGAGGGAGGGAGGAGGCUGUCAUGGAGCUGUGCGAGAUCCUCUACAACAAGGCGGAGUACAUCGAGACGGCCUCUGGUAACAAGGUGAGCAGGCAAUCUGUGCUGUGUGGGAGUCAGAACAUAGUACUAAAUGGAAAGACCAUUGUGAUGAAUGAUUGCAUAAUCCGUGGAGACCUGGCAAAUGUGAGAGUUGGACGACACUGUGUCAUCAAGAGCCGAAGUGUCAUAAGGCCACCUUUUAAGAAAUUCAGCAAAGGAGUUGCCUUUUUCCCACUGCACAUUGGUGACCAUGUGUUCAUUGAGGAAGACUGUGUGGUAAACGCUGCCCAGAUUGGAUCUUAUGUUCACAUAGGAAAGAACUGUGUGAUUGGUCGGAGGUGUGUUCUGAAAGAUUGCUGCAAGAUUCUGGAUAAUACUGUCCUUCCUCCAGAAACCGUGGUCCCUCCUUUCACUGUCUUCUCUGGCUGCCCAGGUCUUUUUACUGGUGAACUCCCAGAGUGCACACAGGAGCUCAUGAUUGAUGUUACAAAAAGUUACUACCAGAAGUUUCUGCCGCUUUCUCAGAUUUGAGAUGGGCCUUUUCUCUACAGCACCAUGAAGACAGUAUCUACUUUACUGGGGACCUGGAAUUGAAUAGCUGGACAAAGUUUGAACACUGCCUGGGCACUCCCAGGUCAUGAAGUGACUCUGGCAAAGGGAAACCUUGGUGUCGUAAAUGGUUCUGUUUCUUUAGGCCCAGUGAAGACCAGCUGCUCCUCCACAGCUACACUUAAGACGAUGGUGUGCGAUCUUCACUUCAUAAUUUAAUAUUUUUAUUGGCUCUGCUCAGUGCCAGAAAAACAAAUUGAGCUUGAUAUAUGCUGUAAUUAUUUAUGAAAUUAUUUUGGGACUGAGAUGUUAAAUCAUUAGGCUACCUGUGUAUCCUAACUCGGUUUGUUGCAUUAAUCCUGUCCCCAUUAGGUAAGCAGUUGUGUUAUUUCUCAAAAGAAUGACGCUGACCUUUCUUUACUGUUUGUGUAAAGUGUUAUCAACCUUUGCACAAUUUUUGACUGACUGAUCAUAAAUAUCACCUGAGAACCACGAUGAUCCCGGAUGAGUAACUGGGGUUGCAGGUUGCCUCUGUACAUACAUGCAACUAAUGCAGAACAUGUCUACCAUAACCUCCAUGGAAUUGACAUGCUAUAACUGAAAUGCAUUCAGACAAGUUUAUAAAUAAUACACCGUUCAGCAAUGUCGUUUUAUUUUUGUAUUCACUGUCCAUGUGGCCUUUCCAGGCAAAUUUUCUUCACGUUAUUAUCCAAAUGAUAUAUCAUACAUUUAUUAAUGCCUACAUUAACACUCACUUUUACCAAGUAUAACACAUGUAAUCUCUACUGUCGGGCAGUAAUUUUGUCUAUAUCAAAUAAGAUUUAAAGUGUUCUAAAUAAGAAUUUAAAAAUGAUGCUGGCUGUCUAAUUGAUGCAGCAUGUAACAUCAAUAUACACGACUUUCUAGUUAAUACAAGUUCUAAUACAAAUAAUGCAAUUUGGGAAUGAAGAAUCAGAGGCCAUUGAUUUAAGCUCAGCGGGGCAACAUUUAAUAGGAACCUGAGAGCAACCUUUUCCACGCACACGAUGGUACAUAUAUGGAAGGAAUCACUGGAGGAUGUGGUUGAGGCAGGUACACUAACAACAUUUGAAAGACAUUUGAACAAGUCGGUUUCCUCCCACACUCCAAAAACAUAGUUGUAGGUUAAUUGGCUUGGUAUCAUUUUAACGUGUCCCUAGCGUGUGUAGGGUAGCGUUAAUGUGCGGCGAUCGCUGGUCGGUGCGGACUCGCUGUAUCUCAACUAAACAACAUGGAUGGGAAAAGUUUAGAGGCAUAUGGGUCAAACCUUGGCAAAAGGGACUAGCUUAGAUAGGCAUCUGGGUCGGAUGAACUAAUUGAGCUGAAUGGCCAGUUUCCAUGCUGUAUGACAAUGUGUUGCAUUUUGUAUUGCAUGUGUUGCAUUUGGGAUGAAUAAAAACAAGCCAAAAAUCAACUGAAAACUAUGGAAGAUUAAAUAGGCACAUUUCUUCUAUUGGGUUGUGGCUUUUAUGUUGGAUUCAUAUACAGCAAACUAACACCAUGAUGCCCAGGUAUUCGUAUCCAGAUACUCUCAAACUUUUUGCUGUUUACACAUGAAAACCAAAAAAUACAAAAAAAAAUUAGAAUGUUACUAGACUUCGCAGGAAUUCCAGUUUAGUUACAGUUAUGAAUGUUAUGAGUAUUACAACUAAAUCCAAUCAUUUUAAAACUC